Molecule: messenger RNA, 1365 nt
Organism: Colletotrichum fioriniae
Lineage: Eukaryota; Fungi; Ascomycota; Sordariomycetes; Glomerellales; Glomerellaceae
Source: RefSeq, a predicted model, not a curated record
AUGAGCGCUUGUCUGGAGGAUAUCACGAAGGAUGGCAAAUGCGUCGUGCUGAUUCUCGACGGUCUUGAGCUUCAAUCCCAGAAUGCUCGUAUGAGACUGCUUACAUAUAUCACCAAGCUUGGCCAUGGUGUCAGAGCUCUUCUUUGCAUUGAUGAUACACGGAAAGUCAGCACUGGACUCGAACCAAGAUGGGCGGAGGUCAUGUCGAAUGCUCUCAUGGUGGACGAAACUACGGAGUGGCGAGAGUGCUUUGAAAGCCUCCGUUUCGAUGGCAUGCACCAAAGGCGAGAUCAAAUCGCAGAUCCCCUGCCUGCAACCAACCAAUGGCUCUGGGAAACCGAAGAGUUCCAGGAGUGGAAAUCUUCUGGUAAAAUAAUGUGGAUAAUGGGUGAAGGGGGAUGCGGCAAGUCGGUUCUAGCGAAGAACAUUCAACAACGUCUUCAAAGGGAUGUUCAAAACGGCGAUCUCAAUGACGAUUCAUUCGUAUGUGACUGGUUCUAUUCAGCCCGACGGCCUGAUUUUGGCGCCAAAGAUGCUUCAAUGCUGCGCGCUCUGACUUUUAACAUCCUCAGCUCAAGCAAGACGACAUUCGGACCUGCGACAGCUAUCUAUCGGGCAAGAUUUGAUGCUGGACGGCAGGAUGACGACUGGUUGCUGUCGGAGCUGUUUGACCUUUUCACGACACUCGCGCUCAGCCCUUCAACGCCCCCAACACUCGCAGUGAUAGACGCGUUAGACGAGUCAGAGAGCGUGACGGGAUCUUCAAGUCUCAAGUCGAAGCACAGAAGUUUCGACUUGCUGCAGAUGUUUACCGAGAUUGCAAAUUCCCGGAACAGCCGCGUCCGCUUCGUCUUGCUGAGCAGGCCUGAGCCCGUCAUCUCCAAAAGCCUGAGUAACUGCUUGAAGAUCAAGAUGGAGCAGUACAACAACCGGGAUAUUUCCAUCAUGAUUGAAGACGGUAUCGAGAAACUUCGAGUGGCCUGGCAGGAUGCCCUCUCCUGCGACUCUCAAAACGACGACUCGACGGAUUCCUACGAGGACUUCGACGCCUCAAGUGAUUCGCUGUCUCAUGAGAGCCAGCCAUCUAAUGACGACUUCGAGACACAGGAGGCAACACUUCGCAAAAUCCGCGCGCACCUAAAAACUCAUGCAAACGGCGUGAUACUCUGGGUUAUCUUGAUGAUUCUACAACUUUUGCGCUUGAUCGAAGAUGAGAGAGGGUUUCCAGUCCAGGAACUGAUGGACUCGCUGAUUGCGUCACCACCAGAAGUUGAAGAAAAUUUUAUCAACGUCCUCGAAGGUCUCAAAGGUUUAAAAUUUCAGAAUGGAUGGUUGGGUCUCAAAGGAGGUCGUCUCUACGACUAA